This is a messenger RNA of Diaporthe batatas, 462 nucleotides long. RefSeq lists its product as uncharacterized. NCBI's taxonomy places the organism in Eukaryota, Fungi, Ascomycota, Sordariomycetes, Diaporthales, Diaporthaceae. The coding region runs from base 1 to 462 and encodes 153 amino acids. The transcript has 2 exons. The record is from RefSeq and is a predicted model, not a curated record.
AUGCGAAAGAAGGUGGCCGUCGUCGGUAUUUUCCUUCUCGGAAGUUUCGGUUGCGUCGCAUCCGUCAUCCGCAUCACAGAGAUCCUCAAGUUCAGCCCCCUGGACGGGAGUUACACGCAAGUCUACGCGGCGACCUGGACCACCCUCGAGCAAGGCGUCGCCAUCGUCAGCGGCAACCUGCCUCUCCUCGGACCCCUCUUCCGCAGCUUCUUCGCAAGCAAUGGCAACACCACCGCCGGGUCAUACGGGAUGUCUCGUGGCAUGACGUCCCGAAUCGGUACGAGGGCCAGCCGUCUUGGCUUCCGGAACGAUGGCCCCAUGAACAUUACCAAGAUCAGCGCCUCAUCACCCAGGCUCUUCACCUUUGAGAGGCUCGAUGAUGAUGAGGCCAGCAUCUACGGGACAGGGGUGGAUGACAAGGCCAUCAUUGUGAAGAAACAAGUGGAAGUCAGUGUCUCCUAG